AGCUUAAACUGGAUUUUCAACCGCUCGUUCUUGACAGGAUCAACGGUCUCGAUCUGUUGCAACGUUGAUUGAAUGCACUCACCUAUAUUCUCAUAUUAACCGGACUAUUUCAUUUCGGAUAGACGAUAAAGUUGCAGGCGAGGAAGAAGAGGAAGAGAAGCGAUGACGACUCGAUUGAAGAAGCACAGGAAGAAGAGAGGACAUGUAAGUGCAGGCCAUGGCCGUAUUGGCAAGCACAGGAAGCAUCCCGGAGGCAGGGGAAAUGCCGGAGGCAUGCACCAUCAUCGCAUCCUCUUCGACAAGUACCAUCCUGGUUAUUUCGGUAAGGUUGGUAUGCGCCACUUCCACAAGCUUAAAAAUCACUACUUUUGCCCAAUCGUCAAUAUCGAUAAGCUUUGGUCCCUCGUUCCCGACCAGAUCAAGGAGAAGGCCACCCCUGAUAAUAUCCCCCUUUUAGAUGUUACUCAGCACGGCUAUUUUAAGGUUCUGGGCAAGGGUGAGCUGCCUUCCCAGCCGCUUGUUGUCAAGGCCAAGCUUAUUUCUAAGCUGGCUGAGAAGAAGAUCAAGGAGGCUGGUGGGGCUGUACUCUUGACGGCGUAGUUAGGGUUUCGAAGAUCUAGGGUUUUAGGGUUUUUUUGUUUUUAAUUUGGGCCAGCGCUUUAAGCAAUGCUGGAUGUUACAUUUUUGAGCAUUUUGUUGGAUGUUGCAAGCCUAGAUUUGGCCUUUUGAGAAACUUUAUUUGUACGGGAAUUUGGCUUUAAAUUUAUAAUUAAUACUUUUUUUAA
This is a messenger RNA of Cryptomeria japonica (Japanese cedar), 785 nucleotides long. RefSeq names its product large ribosomal subunit protein uL15x. The coding region runs from base 163 to 600 and encodes 145 amino acids. Gene Ontology annotation, molecular function: structural constituent of ribosome. Gene Ontology annotation, cellular component: ribosome; cytosolic large ribosomal subunit. The transcript has a single exon. NCBI's taxonomy places the organism in Eukaryota, Viridiplantae, Streptophyta, Pinopsida, Cupressales, Cupressaceae. The record is from RefSeq and is a predicted model, not a curated record. Gene Ontology annotation, biological process: translation.